Saccostrea cuccullata (small rock oyster) is the source of this 3919-nucleotide messenger RNA. RefSeq lists its product as uncharacterized. The record is from RefSeq and is a predicted model, not a curated record. Lineage: Eukaryota; Metazoa; Mollusca; Bivalvia; Ostreida; Ostreidae. The coding region runs from base 579 to 2294 and encodes 571 amino acids. The transcript has 7 exons.
UUGAGCGAUCCCUAUCACUGCCUUACUUUUCGUAUGAUAUUUUCGGGCCUAUUACAUAUCAUUACGUACGGUAUACUGAUAUUUUUUUGUGCAGGAUGUAAACCCAUGAUAUCUGUAUAUGACUAAUUCAGUUGGAUGCUUACUAACAAUUAGAUAACAGUUAAUAGGCUCUUUAAUGUUCCUAAGUACACGUUUUAUUUAAAGUAACCACGUGUACAGAGUAGGCGGAGAUUGGAUGAAAACAUUGCAUUGCGAUUCUGUUUGUAAAAAUAUUGAUUCAGUAUUUUGAAAGGCGUUACCGAGCACACACAAAAUAUAGCGAUCUGCGGACUGUGGAAAAAUCAUAACUUUUAGAGUAUUGGAUUUUUCGGAUAUCCCCGGAAUUUAAUUCAUCGACCAUCAGAGAGAGUAGUCUGUCUUUGUGAACUGCGGCUUUAAGCCGUUCAACGUGCCUCGGUAUUUAAAGUUACUUUAAAGUGUGCACUCAUAUUCCUUUUGCUCUCCUGUGAAAUACAGUUUGGGGCAUUACAUUGGGACUUUUUUCAUGUUAUUUUUCUGCCGGGACAUGAUAGUAUAAUAUGCCGGUGCCUAGCUGUCCUCGUGGUCCAUCAGGGAAAAACUUAACAUGUCCCCAUCAGCAAAGCAACAUAUACUGCAGCUCGAUACACAAAGGUAUCGUACAGGACUGUCAGAACGACGACAUAGCGGGGGGAUGGGUGUCCUGUAUGGACAUCGAGCAGUCGUGCCCCAUCAAUGAUUACUGGGUCAACAAGGACACAGUUUAUGUCAAGGACGGGUGUGGAGGGCGGAUCCACGUCUGUUAUACCAGAGAUGCCCCAGCAACAGAAAUCAAGGAAAGGACAAUGGAGUGUCGACACUGGAAUUCGUCUUACAAAGUUUGCAAGGUCAAGGACGCUCAAAAAGCCCAAAGCAUUGAGAAAAUUGCCCAAUUCCCAAUCACAUCGGGAUCUCAGUGCAAUAAAGGAAUCGACUACGGCAUUAUAGAGGAUUCCAUCUGGAUCAACAAUGGAUGCAACGGAAUUUACAAAGUUGAAUAUUAUACAGACAAGCUAACAUCUGUCACACCGACACCAAGCCCUCCUUCAAGUUCGACAACUCCAGCUCCGGUGCCCACAAAAACCAUUCCCGGUGGAAAUAUUCAGAGAAAUAGCACCACGACCCCCAGGAAUAUCUGGGACAUGACCCCCUCUAGAGCAGCCACCACCACCCCCACCGACCCCGUGACCCGGACCCCGUCCGGGACCAUCUGGAGUGACGGGUUGAUGGGAAUCACGGUGGGGAUUUUGUGUGGGGUCUUUCUGAUGUUCCUCCUCACCUGCCUAGCAAUCCUGUGGUUUGUUAGAAGGUACAAAGUAGAAAAUGCCAGAAACAGCGAGCUUCCAACAAGCACAGACCUGACCUAUGAAUCUACCAGACGUAGAAUGAUGGACAAACAAAAGAAAGCAUAUCAAGGCGAGGAGCCAUUCGUUGAUGAUGGUCGACAUUACGAAGAAAUUCAUCCACGGGAUACACCUUAUGAAGCGCAGCCAUUCCUUUCAUCUCCGAACGGACUUCCGGGACAAAAGCAACCAAUGAACGGGUCACUUUCCGAACAGAAUAAUAACCCUUCCAAUAGUCGAUCUCCUCUAGGCGAAAAUUAUUUCAUUCUUGAACCCUCUCAGGGAAGGCCAAAUGCAUCUAAUCCGAAUAUGCAGAAUUUGGUGGCUAUUCAUCCGAAUACUAUGGAAACUUUCCAUCCGGGCAUUCACGGCUUUAUUCCGUAUGUGCCCGGUCAUCAUUAUGUAGUCCAGGGACCGAGUCCCCAUCACCAGGCUGUGCAGUCACAGCACCCCACUGUUCCCCCAGCUCAUUUGAUUCCAUUAAGGGAGAAAUACAUUAUAUCUGACAGACAUAUGGAGUCCCCCACCGGAAUUGUGAGAUAUCCGGAUAGAAAUAACACAAUUGGGUCGUGUCAGGUGACCGGAUUUCGUCACAGUCCAGUGAAUUUUACCCAGGAAACACCUGGACAGUUUUCUCUUGAUCGCAGACAAAACAUGCAAUACAUUCAACGAUCAACGAGCGUCUGUAGCCAAACUGACGUCCCCGUUCCGGAAGCGGGGGAAGAGGAGGGUUACGAUAAAAUCGAGGAUUUCCGACAGUCCAUUCGAGCACCCUCGGAGAAAACUAAUAGUCAUCAUUAUGACCAAGUGCAAUUGACAGAAUCUCCCUCCCAUGGGUCUGACAGUAGAUCCCAGUCAACUAAAUCAACGCAGGACGGAUCAACGUCAUGCUAGCUUCACACGAAAUAAAAAAAAUUAAAAACGUGCCGUAUAUUUACAGUGAAUAAAAGGUAUAACAUAGACACAAAAAAAACUUUCCAUUAUCGAGGGACCAAUGUUAAUUAACGUGUGUGUUAUUUAACGGAGUGAAUCUUGCCUUUAUCAGAGGAUGGAGUUUAUUCACUAAUCCUUUUAUAUACAAAAUAUCAACUGUUGUGAUUUUUACACGAAAUCCAGUUUCAAUGGUGCUUGCUGUGUCAUUUUAUUUUAUCUAAUUUUGAAGAUGUUUUAUUAUCUUUUUGUGAUAAUAAGGUCCCAUAAUUUGGUUUGCGAUAAGUACAUGUGUAUCCAGAACUUAAAAGCAUUUUGUUACUUGACCUCUUUGCAUUUUUAUUUUGUGUGCAUUUUAUCCUGCUCAGAGAUACCAAAAACACUAAAUUCUAUUUCGUGCAAAAAAUGUGUGGGUUCAAUUUUUACAAAAGAACACCAUGCACUGAACUCUAUACUUGUCUUUAGGUAACUGAAGAGCUAAAAAUUUUACCCUUCUAAACAAAAAUUAUAAAGUAAGUUUGCUUACAUUUUUUGCAUAAAUUUAAUUAUAUUAUUCACUGAAAGUGCGUUUUAACUUAUACAUAAUUUUCAUGUUUUGAUUUUAUGCAGACAAUAUGUAAAGCAUUUAAUUUGUUAAGCAUUUAUUUUAUGUCGAUUUUAUCAAAUUGUGAGAAGACUAGAUUAAGCAUUUUUCAUGAUUUUACAAAUUAGAAUUACCAUAGAAACCCAAAAUAUACAUGUCAGCAUUUAUUUAGUCAACAGAAAUUUGUGCUUUUUGAAAGAUAUUUGCUUUAUCCCAUUUUUUAUCCCAAAAAUGUCAAAAUAUUAAACGAGAAAAUUCAUGUUCUUCAUGAAUUCUACAUUGCUUUAACAUACUACAUGUAGUAUACAUGUAUAUGCGGCUGAAUGGAUGAUUGGAUGAUUAUAUAUACAAGUUUAUCUGAAUGAAUGAAUGGAUGAAUGAAUGAAUUGUAUUUUUAAAUGCCUUAACUAAAUAUCAAUAAUUUCCAAAUUAUUAUCAACAAUUAUUAUCUCAGUUACAAUUUAUUCAGCAAAAUGCAAAACAUAAAUGCCUCAUUCUUAUAGUUGUUAAAAUCUUUGUUAAGAAGUCAAAAUGAAAAGAAAGAUUAUGAUACAAAUAUGAGAAAUACCUUUUUGAAUCUUUUUUUCAAAAUCCAUUCAAUUACAUGUAUGUACGAAAAGGGGGCAUUAACUUUUUUUUCGAACCAGAAAAUACUGAGCAUAGCAUUUACUAUUUUUUGUAUUCAGACAUAAUCACACUAACACUUAUCGUGGGUGCUUAUUCAUUAUUUAUUCGCUGUUCUAUGGAGAAAAUCCGUAUAGACUAAUGAACGAUUUUUUUAAAAUACAGAUUUCACAAAUUUUUGUGGAAAUUCAUAAAAUAAGACUUUGUCUCGUUGUGGAGAAGAAUUGCAUUGUUUAUGCUUUAUUUCGUGUGAAGAUCUUCAUUUUCUAGAUUUAAUCGUGUGGAAUUUCAAUUGAUCAGUCUUACUGAUAAAUCCCCAGUGGGUUGUAUACAUUUCAUUUUGUGAUAAAUGCAUAAUAAAAUAAAAGACAUUUACAAACAA